CAGCUGUCGAAAGGCUCAAUCUACUAGAGCUGGCUAGUGAUGUGCGUGCAAAAUUUCUAAACAUUUAUUGUGCGGUGAAAUCCAAAAUAUCUCGCGAACUAGCAAAACUCCGCCGAGUGUCAGUGAUAAAUUCGACUGCACUCCCAAAUUUCAACAUCGAGCAGGCUUCAACCUCCAGGGCUGGUGUCCGGGCCACUAGGCUGCCUGAGUUUAAGCUGCCACGAUUUGGAGGCGCUUAUAUGGACUGGCCAGAUUUCUACGCUAUGUACACUACAGUCAUCGGCAACAACGAGGACCUGACCAAUUUGGAAAAAUUCCAGCAUCUACGCUCCUGUUUGGAUGGCCCCGCGUUAGACACAAUUCGCUCGCUGGAGCCAACAGAGGCCAAUUAUGAGAAGGCAGUCGACCUAUUGACUGCUAGGUUUGAUAACAAACUUUUGCAUUUUCAGGGGCACAUACGAUCUAUUUUCAGGCUUUCUAGUGUGGUGAAAGGGUCGGCAAGGAGUUUGCGGCAAUUGAGCGACGGCAUCAACUCUCAUCUGCGAGCCCUUAACACAAUGGCAACCACCCAGGAGAUUGCGGAUGGAAUGCUCAUAUCCCUGGUGUCCUCCAAACUGGAUCAGCAUACACAGGAGAAGUGGGAAGAGGGAUUGCCUACCAAUAAGCUGCUAAAAUGGACGGAUAUGGCUGCCUUUUUGGAGAAGAGAUGUCGGAUGAUGGAAAACAUUGAAAAUGCUAUGGUAACCCACACACCUAGCAACCAGAAUCGCGCAGAUUCAAGAAAGGACCAAGGAUAUGGCUUGGCAUCAUAUAUCGACCCACUACAACCCGGCUGACAUAUUAUCCAGAGGAUGUACUCCGCUCGAACUUUUG
Messenger RNA from Drosophila serrata, 873 nucleotides. RefSeq lists its product as uncharacterized. Lineage: Eukaryota; Metazoa; Arthropoda; Insecta; Diptera; Drosophilidae. The record is from RefSeq and is a predicted model, not a curated record.